AUGAGCUGCAGGAAACUCCCCGACUUCGUGAAACACAUGAAGCGCGAUCCCUCUGGCAAGGGUUUCACCCACCUCGGCAAGGAUGGUGUAUUGCGUACCAUCUCAGGCGACUACGAGGUUGUUGAUGCGCGCGGCCUUGACCCGGAACAGAUCAAGAAGAUUCUGGACGUUAUGCCCUUCGAGCAGGCCCGAAAAGAGGAUUUCUAUGGCGUGGAUGGCACAAAGGUUACAAGUCAAGAAGCACUAUUCAAUCCAGCGCCAGGAAUCCUGCCGACAAACCCAACCAAUGAGGAGGCUGCGGAGUGA
Messenger RNA from Aspergillus clavatus NRRL 1, 306 nucleotides. RefSeq lists its product as uncharacterized. The transcript is spliced from 2 exons. The record is from RefSeq and is a predicted model, not a curated record. NCBI's taxonomy places the organism in Eukaryota, Fungi, Ascomycota, Eurotiomycetes, Eurotiales, Aspergillaceae. Bases 1 to 306 code for a protein of 101 amino acids.